Messenger RNA from Penicillium hordei, 204 nucleotides. RefSeq lists its product as uncharacterized. The transcript is spliced from 4 exons. Bases 1 to 204 code for a protein of 67 amino acids. Lineage: Eukaryota; Fungi; Ascomycota; Eurotiomycetes; Eurotiales; Aspergillaceae. The record is from RefSeq and is a predicted model, not a curated record.
AUGAUAAUAUACUAUGAUAUUGUAGCAAGUGAAGACAUAUUCCAAAACAUCCUAGGUCUUUCAUUGAACAAGUCUCCGUGGCGCAAUUGGUUAGCGCGUCCGACUGUUAAUCGGGAGGUUGGAAGUUCAAGCCUUCCCGGGGACGUAGUAACUACAAGGAAUGCUCGCGAUCAACUUGAAAAACUAGCGAACGUAAAUAAAUAA